This is a messenger RNA of Candida dubliniensis CD36, 2841 nucleotides long. RefSeq lists its product as uncharacterized. Gene Ontology annotation, biological process: tRNA methylation. The transcript has a single exon. Lineage: Eukaryota; Fungi; Ascomycota; Pichiomycetes; Serinales; Debaryomycetaceae. The record is from RefSeq and is a predicted model, not a curated record. Bases 1 to 2841 code for a protein of 946 amino acids. Gene Ontology annotation, molecular function: protein binding. Gene Ontology annotation, cellular component: cytoplasm.
AUGUCAGACAAACUAUCUACAAGGUUUAGGCCACUCAAUCAUUAUGGCCCAGUCACAGCAUUAAAGAUUUACAAGAACUAUAUUAUUGUCGGUUAUGGACCAACUUUAAAAAUUUUUCACAUCAAUGAUGAGGCCAGUCUUAUUUUUGACAAACAAGUGUUCCAUAGAAACAAGAUUCAUCAUAUUGAUAUCAAUGCCGAGAACGACACGGUUGUUAUUAGUGGUGGACGCUCGUUUCUUGUUCUGCUGUUGGCAGAGUUGAUAGACACUAAAAGCGUAUCUGCGAUGGAACACACAAUCAAUGAGUGGAUUGUCACUUCCUACGUUUUGGACGACAAGCACAUACUAUUGCUAAACUCCCACAACACAAUUAUAAAGAUCGACACAACCAACUUUUCGGUGGUGGAUAAAAUCGAUUGCAAGGAGAAAUCGAUAUUGUACAGCGGGUCAAUUACAAAACUACCAAGCGGUGAUAUCUAUGUCGCCGCUGGUACAGUGAUGAACGGAACGAUCAUCUGGGACUUGUACAGUCAAACAAUCAAACACAACUUGACUGAUCACGAAGGGUCUAUUUUUGGAAUCAAAAUUGACCCAUCAGGACAGUAUAUUGUAUCGUGUUCGGACGACAGGUCAAUUAAAUUGUACAGCUUUAAUGAAGGGAAAUUACUAGCAACCGGUUGGGGACAUGGAUCGAGAAUUUGGUCCCUAGAGUUUUUCAGUGGGAAGCCCCUAAAAAUAAUGUCCUGUGGGGAGGACUGUACCAUGCGUAUGUGGGAGUAUACGCCUGGCCACGAAUUACUCGAACAAAUAGAAUUGUGGGAAAAUUUCCACCGUGGGAAACACAUUUGGAGUGGUGAUGUCGAUAAUGCCGAUUUGAAAAUUGCCGUAACCGGUGGCGCAGAUGGGAAAGUCAGAGUCCAUGACUUGACCCGGCAAAACCGUCAAAGGUUUUCAUUAUCAGAAAUAUCAUCCACCAUCAGUCUCAGCAAGACUGAUUUUAUUAGAGAUUAUUUUGAGUUGCUGGGAUUUCUUGUCUUGUUAAUGUCAAAUGGUUAUUUGCUCAUACGUAGGGACAACAAAUUUACCAGCUUGGGCCAUUUUGCAGAAUUUGAUGGGUUUGGAGUUGUUAGUGGAUUUGCUGAACUUGGCGUGGUACUAAUCUGUGCUAGAGAUGGAAGAAUUUUGUCUAUUGAUGACAGUGCUACUCCAACAUGGAUCACUACCCCAACCAGCAACAAGAUAGUUAACAUGUUGCUCGACACAAGCUAUGGCAGAUACUUUGUGUUGCUUGAAAGUCCAAACCCGAAUGUUCCAUUUACACUCCACGAAUUGACGCUCACCAUGACGGGCUUGCAGAUGUCCCAAACAUGGGACAUUCCUAAACCGGAGCCGAGAUUUAGUGUAACUGCCAUGGCAGUAGAUACAGUCCACCACAAACUCAUCUUGGCAUCGAAGAAAGUUACUAUUGGAAUAUUUGAUUUGGAAACGCUGGUAGCAUCUGUGUUUAAGAAAAUAUCGCCAGGCGAUUCAGUUUCGUCGUUGUCGAUUAUUACCACAACUCCAGAAAGUCUCCAAGUAUUGAUUGUUGCUAGAGAUGGGUUCUACACUAUUGCUGAAAUAACCCCCGCUUUGUCACUAAACAUCUUGCAGCAGAACAAAAUCACUAGAGGGGUAAUUGAAGGUGGGUUUAUGCACAACAACGAGUUGGUGUUGUACGGCUUUAAAUCAUCAUACUUUUUCGUAUGGAACGAAACCAAGCAGAUUGAGAUCAUGAAUGAGCAGUGUGGUGGGAGUGGACACAGACACUAUAAGUUCUAUCACGAUGAGGCAAAGCACUUUAGAUUUAUCUACACUUUGAAAAGCGAGUUAUGUAUACGCACCCACCACGUACGAUUCAACGACACGUUUGGGUUGAUUCAGAAUGGUACUCAUGGCCGUGAGAUACGUGAUGUGACAAUUUCCAGCGACCAUAAACUAGUGGCAACAUCGUCUGAAGAUUCGUCAAUAUGUCUCAGUAAAUUGUCCGACGAUGGCAAACUCGUAAACAUUUGGAACAUGACCAACCACGUCUCGGGAAUGCAGAAGAUUAAAUUUUUAAGCAAACAUUUUAUUGCCAGCUCGGCUGCCAAUGAAGAGUUUAUUAUAUGGAAAUUGAGUUGGUCGGGAGAACUCCCCAUGCUUAUGGAGUAUAACCGAUUAAACCCGACCAAGGAGAUACCAGAUUUGCGUGUAAUGGAUUUCAGCUCGAUAGAGAAUGAUGUGGGGUUUACCAUCGCCACGGUUUAUUCAGACUCCAACAUUAAGGUAUGGCAGUUUGAUUUUGACACUGGGUUCCACUUGCUUAAUUCAUGGUUUUAUUCUACGUGCUGCAUUUUGAAUUGUCAAUUUCUAAACAACCACCAUUUACUUAUUGGCACUACUGAUGGGUGUGUGACAAUCUACGACACAACCACUGCAAAAGCAGUGGCAAAAGAAAAGCUCCAUCAAAGUGGUGUCAAGGCGAUAGGCAUCCACCAAGACUAUUUGAUUACCGGUGGGGAUGACAACGCAAUAACAGUCUCGCAAGUCAACAACACAUCUAUCAAACUUAUUGAUCGAGUGGAAGACGCAGCCUCUGCGACCAUCACCUCCAUUGGGUAUGUCGACAACAAAUCAUUUAUCGCCACCUCAGUUGACCAGAUUGUUAGAUUAUGGACAUUCUCACUGGGCAAAUUAGUUUGCACAGGAGCAAGAUAUACUACAAUUGCCGACACUGGGUGCUGCGACACAACUACAGUAAACAACAAAACACUAGCAGUGAUUGGAGGCGCUGGUAUCAGUACAUGGGAAAUCGUGUAUUAA